UAAUCGCAGCACAAUUUGCAAAGAGGGUAUAAUCUAACAAUUAAAAUCAUAGCUAUCGCAUGUUCUUUUUUUCAAUCAUAUAUAAAGACGUGUAAACGUCAAUAAUUGCAAUAGUAACAACAUGUCAACGUUUAUUAUAUUGACAGUUUUGAUGAUUUCAUUAGAAGUGAGCUCUGGUCUGACUUCAAUUCCUUCACGCAUAGUUAAUGGCACCGACGCUGAAAUUGAAGAAUUUCCAUACGCUGUUUCACUUCGGAGCUCUUGGCAAGGUUCUCACCGAUGUGGAGGAUCGAUUUUGAAUCCUUUAUGGGUACUUACGGCCGCCCAUUGUGUUCAGUUUAUAACACCACAAAGAAUCAAUAUUCAAUAUGGAGUAACCAAUAUCAAUGGAAGCGGGCCGAAUGUGGUGAAUGUUUCGAAAAUUAUCAUUCAUCCGAGAUAUUUUCCAGUAAAUCUAUACCAAAACGACAUUGCAAUCUUGAGGCUUGUAGAACCUAUUAAGCUUGGUGAAUUCGUUCAAACUGUAAGACUGCCGAAAAUGCUUCAACAAACGGAAGGCAACACUUCAGCCACUUUGAUCGGAUGGGGACUGGAUAAGUCUGGUGGUAAAAUUCAAACACAUUUACAAAAAGUCGAAUUGAAAGUGUUUUCAAAAAAAGAAUGCAGUGAACGUCAUCAUGAAUUGAUACAUAAGACAAAUAUUUGUGCUGGAGUUGAAGAAGGCGGCAAGGGACAAUGCAGUGGUGAUUCAGGAGGUCCACUUAUUGUGAAUAACACACAAGUCGGUAUAGUUUCAUGGAGCAGAAAACCGUGCACAAUUGCUCCUUAUCCAGGUGUGUUCACGGAAGUUUCCAAUUAUAUCGAAUGGAUCAGAAACACCAUAGAAGAUGACUUGAACACUUCAGAUUGGAAUUGAAACGACUUUGAUGUCAACAAAAAGGAGAGUUUCAAAUUGGUUAAAAAACUCUGAUUACUUUUUACAAAUUUAAAAUAUUAUAUAUAAAUAUUGAAUAAAAUAUGAAAUGCAUGGAUGAGAAAAUACGGUCACGGGAAUUAAACUUUAUUUUUU
Eupeodes corollae is the source of this 1069-nucleotide messenger RNA. Its product is annotated as chymotrypsin-1-like. NCBI's taxonomy places the organism in Eukaryota, Metazoa, Arthropoda, Insecta, Diptera, Syrphidae. The transcript is spliced from 2 exons. Bases 122 to 916 code for a protein of 264 amino acids. Gene Ontology annotation, biological process: proteolysis. The record is from RefSeq and is a predicted model, not a curated record. Gene Ontology annotation, molecular function: serine-type endopeptidase activity.